AUGGUCUUUGUCAUACCGCUGGAGCAGGAUGAAGCGGCUUCAUCUGAUCCCUUCAACGUCGACAUGCAGGCCGACAGGCCCGUGGGGAUUGUCACAAGACCCAGGUCGGCAGAGCCCAUCGCCCGUUCCCGGGAUGAGUCGAAGUCCCCUACACCGGACAUGAACCCCGAAAGCAUUCCAAAGAGGCCGUUGACGGCUCCUCGCAAGCGACCAAAGACAGAGCAGAACAGACCAUGGGCGAGCCGUGCGAGGCCUCCGUCCCUUGACAGCCUGAGGUUGCCGGCAAGAAGUAAGCUCUGCACUCAAGUCAAGAACUUGUUAGCUUCUAGUCAUCGAGAGCAACUGGCGAGAUGCGCUCAAAGCUUCUAUGCUGACUGCAGAGGGCUGGACGGGAGCUGGACAACUGCGUCUAUGCAAGAUCUCAACCAUGUGAUCGUCACGCUGAUCGAUGGUCGGCUCAUAGCUACUGCCAGCCGUGUUCUGUCGGACUUGCUCUUCCUGCAGCGAAGGCUGAGCCAGCGCUGCCUCGGGUCUAUCUUGCAGGAUUUUCAGUGUUUCGAGGAGGCUCUUGACCGCAUUGUACGAGAUGAGCCCUUCCAUCUGCGAUCUGACGAUGCGAACAAUGCGCUGUCGCGGAGAAAUUACCUGUCUCUGCUCCGACAACACCUAGUGAAGAAUGGGAGAAGCUUUGAAGGCUCAGCCGCGAAGAAAUUUCUGCUAGCAUGCAAGACAUCACAGUUUUCGAUCACAGUUGAUUCGUUAGUCACAGAAUUCGAUGGGUUCGUCAAUAGCCAUCUCCUCUGGUUGGAAUCCUACAGGGUACAAGACAAUCAGGCGAAGAAGGUUUUGAUCCCCAUGAAGCAAGACUGUGAUGACUCGAUCUCAAACCCCGAGCUGCUUCUCGCUCAGAUCAGACAAGAGUUUGCUUGCCACUUGUUCGUCUCUGCUGAUCGUCUCGUCCUCAGAGUGGAGAGUCAUCCUAUCGACGAUCACUUGACCUUGUGCCUGAUUGUGAUUAUCAAGCCCGAUGCUCGCGUGUCUCCUAAGGCUGGGCCUCCUUCCCCCUCCAACGCGAGCGACUGCCUGUCGAUCGCAAGGAGGCUGAUUGAAGAGCUGAAGCAACCCUGCUCGGACCUCUCCCUGAGCAAGAACACGCGCACUUUGGUGGACGGCGAGCGACCGGAGCUCAUCAGUCUGCUGGGGGAGGCGAGCGUGAGUCUGGAGGAGGUGGAGACUCUCUUGAAGGUGAAAAAGAAGAUCGAUCGCGCGCAAACUUCGGGUUUGGUCAACUGUCUGAGCGAAGGUCAGCGAGCGAGGGCUGAGGGCCUGCUGUCACGAGUCGUGAACAUGCUCGAGUAUGGGGCGAAGGGAGAAGAUGGAGGCUUCGUUACGCUUCGUGUGGAGACGAAAACGUUGUCUUGCGCCAUGGGCUUUCAAUCGCUCCUUCGUGAAUUUGUGGAGGACGUAGGAAGGAUGGCGGAAAUCGAUCAUAAGAGUAUGGGAGCUCGGAUUGUACAUGCAAUGAGCAGGCAGAGCGAGCGAUCGGGGUAUAGCUCGCACCCGAGGCCAGAGGCCUCACGAGCGGGUGCGAGGAGGGGGGAGAGGAAGGGAGGGGAGCGGAGGGUGCUGCAGUUUGUCGACUCCAGGGGGUUCCAGGACCUGAUUGAGCAAACAGCUGAGGACAUGGCAGUCACGCUGGACUUGUGGGUUCCGUUCGCGCAGGGGGAGCAGGUGAUGAGGGCGAUGAGGGCAGGGGGGGCAUUCUCCCUCAAGUACAAGAGUGAGGAGGAGGUCAAGGUGAUGAGGGACGGGGUCGAGGUCUGGUUCUCGUCCUCCCUCACCCCCCGCAUGCAGGAUGAGCUGUCGCAGCGGUUCUCGGGGAAGGAGGUGGAGGCCCUCCUGGGGUUGCUGCAGAGGAGCUGCUUUCUCUUCUCUCACCGCGUCAGUGCUGGGGGCAUGCUGGGCGAGCUGGUCAGGUGGCUUGCAGAGAAGCUGGGGUGUGACGGUGAUGCCAUACUUGACAAGCACAUCCUGUACUCCUCCUCCCCCAACCACAGCGGGUCGACGAUGUCGGGGAGCUUGGGCGGCGGGGUGUUACAGGAGAUUUCGAGGAGGGACAACCGGCACGAGCAGCACGUGCAGGAGCUGCAGAGGCAACAGGUCAUCCUCGACAAGCUCCUGCAUUCGUGCAGCCUUAUGAAGGGCCUCAUCCAAGAUGAAACCAUGAAGCUCAUGUUGAGCCAAGUCCUGGAGCAGUCCAGCGACAGUCAACUGAUGAUCUUCUACCUGGAGGGUGAAGGGGGAGAGGGAAAGACUUCAGUAGUCUCUAGUGUGGUGAGGAAUAUCCUCAGAUCAGAUCACGGCCAGAAGCCCGUACACACAAUCUUUGCGUUCAGACGACCUGGGCUAGACCUGGUCCAGGUGAUCGACUAUGUGCUCUUCGACGCGUGUUGCCUUGUGUGCAACGAUGGCGCAAGGACGGACGAGAUGAUUAGGAGAUUGGAUGAGUUGGUGCGGAUUGUGAGGGAGAAGGCGAGCGCGGAGGAGGGUGCUGCUGGGUUGGAGGCCGUCGGGGUUCAGAAAACGUCAAACGGGGUGCAAGAGACGGGAAUACUUGAGGAGCAGGAGGAGGAGCUUGCGCAGCGCUUGUUCGCCUUCUUCAAGGAAUCCUAUCAGCAAGUCCCUCCUCACUGGAAGUGGAUUCUGGACGUGAGGGGGAAGGACAAGCAGGUGCUGCUCGGAGGGACGGCGAGUCAGCCGCUGCCGCGACUGCUUGUCAUGAUAGAGUCGCUCGGCAGCACCGACGUCUCAGCCCUGCUGGGCCCCUCGAACCGACUGGGCAGCUCAGUGGGCUCGCAAGUCGAGAAGCUCCGCCUGGAGCUAACUGCUACAUGCGAGGGGAUCGAACUGUCGGUGACGAGGAUGGACAAGCUCAGCGUGAAGGAGAGGCUGCACAUGCUGCGUGCAAACGUCGCCGAAGCCCUUCCGGACGGGAGCAUUCCUCCGUCCUUGCGGAGUGCUAUGAGCUCCUUGUCCAAGAUUGCAAACAAUCAAGAGAUGUAUUUCUCACCUCUCUACCUCAAGACGACUCUGUUCGUGCUCUUUCAAGACUCGAAACUUUCUGUGCCCGACGACUUUCCCUCUGACCUGGAGGGAGUCGUCGACUACGUUAUCAACCUCUCUGCUGACAGAUUCGGGGAGCACGUCACCUUUGACGUCUUGCACCAGCUCUCGCUCGGCAAGAGUCCAGCUGAUGUCUUCCGCUCCUUCAGAUGGUCUGCUGCCGAGCCGUCGGUCAGCAAGAAGGUCAGAGCAUGUCUGGAGUUGCUGAGGCCCCUCCUCUUCCCCUUUGUGUUCGACGUCAACGACUCCUUCCUCGACGAAGGGGAGGCGAUGCUGCAUGGAAUCAAGAACCGUCACGUGCUGAACAAAGUCAGAACCAUGGUGCACGUUCACACGCUCAACAAGUCCCUGUGGCACGAAGACUCCUCCUCUUCCCUGUGGUUGACGGACAUCUGCGCUCCAGGGCUCGACAUGCUCCUUGGGGACUCAGGCGAGGACGGAGGUCACCGUGCUAGCGGGAAGCAGCAGGAGCCGUCGAACCGGCGGGCAUUCCUGCCAAGCUUUUCUGUUGAGCGAGUGACGUGCUGCGACGUCUUCCUCACCUGCGUGCUCGAGGAGGCGGUGGCAAAAGAUGUGCAUUGCCUCGAGUUGGAAUCUGCAGAGAUGACUGAGAAGGUAGUCCGUCGCCGUGAGAAGAUAGAGACGACGGAUCGUCGAGACAGGAGUACCUUCAACAUCGCUAUAUUCUUGAGCAAGGAAGUCAAGCAGAAUGUCGUCAUCUUGAGAUGGGAGAAGAGAAUCGAUGGAGAAGAGCAAGACACUUUCAAGGGAAAGGAGGAGUUCCUGCUCACUGCAAGGGGCAAAGCGAUCAAAAGCAUGCGGCAAUCGUCAUCGUGGAAACGCAUGUCGGAGUAUGAGGAGUUGUACCGCGGAACAGCAAAGGGAGUGACGAUUCUAAACUUGGAAGAGAACGCGGCUCUUUUGCUUCAACUCGCUCUUGUCCGCGAUGGUUUCGUGUCGGAGUUCGAGCGUGUGAAGCUGGAGACGAAGAUGACGAGUCAGAACAUUAGGAAGAGGGCGAGGGAGAGCAUCUACAAGUUCAUCAAGGCUCUCAAGACGAGGGACAACCUGAUGCUGGAGAACGAGCUGAGCACGGCGAACAUGUCGGCGAACAAGGCACUCGAGCAGUCGCUGCAGCACGACACCUUCAAGGUUUACUUCAACGUGCCGGACAAGCACCUGGUGGACCUGGCGGUCCGCCAGCUGAAGAUGAAGAACUUCGAGAAGAUGCUCGAGCUGUUCAACAACCCGGUCGUCCUGCACCGGCUGCUGGACCACAUGGGGGUGGACUCGUUCUGUGACGAGUUUCUGUCCUCCAUCCUCCAGCUGGGAAGAUCGCAGGUGCCCCAGGAGCUGUACAAGCUUUGCUCCCUCCUGCAGGAGAUGGCAACGACGCACCGGGCGGACCUGAGGGUCGGCCAAGUGAGCAUCUGUCAGCUGAUAGCGCAGAAGCUGCCGCAGGCGCAGCUGGAUGUGAUAGAGCGGAGGGCGACGGAGAUGAUGGAGGAGAUGAGGGGAGAGUGUGCGGCGUGUGCGGACAAGAGCGGGGAGGAGUUCUCCCUCGUGCGGGUGUACGACUGCAUCCUGAGGCUGGAGAUGAUGGACAAGUGCGACGUGGAGAAGCUGGAGAGUGGGGAGGGGGAGAGGCUGCCGCUGAAGAAGCUUCUGUCGAGGAUGAGGAGGGUAGAUAGGGACGUAGACAGCGCGCAGAAGCUCAAGGAGAUGAAGAGGAUGCUGGUGGAGCCGAGGAUGAAGAACGUGGAUGAGUUCGACAGAGUGUCGUCGACGAUCUCGAGGGCGCAGUCGAUCCAUGCCUUGAAGUCGAAGCAGGUAGCAGAGAUUGCCUCAUUGCUGCAGAUGGGGGUCAUGAAACAAGACGCCAUCGACAAGACCCACGUGUUCCUCGAGUUCGACCUGGCGGUCUUCGACGAGGCUGAGAGCAAAGGGCCGCAGCAGCUUGUGGAGGAGACCACCAAGACGAUGAUGGACAUGUGCGAGGAGGUGGGAAGGGAGCAAGAGGUCGCUAUCUCCAGAGAGUCCGUCAUCAUCAGAGUCGUUCAGCUAGAGGCGGUCGACCUUGUCGCGCAAGGCGUCGUCAACCCCAUCCACGAGGCGUCGAUGAAGUCUGUUGACCAUAAGAAGAUUUUCGCUCGAGUCGAGCUGUCGCUGUCGCUGAUGGAACGCGUGAGGAGGAUGGAGACGGGAGAGAAGAAGAUGAUCAACUUGCGGCUGGUGGCCGAGGAGAUCUGCAAGAGGUUGCAAGAGAGGAAACAAGGCCUGCUUCCGUACCUGGACAUGAGCACCUUCUUGGUCGUUGCGAUGGUUUGCAGCAUGAAGAACAGCCUGCAAUCAGAAGAAGAGUUCAAGCAGCGCAUCUUCGAAGAGGUCGCGAGAGCUCUCAACCUGGACUCCAAACAAGUCGUCCUCACCAAACUCAACCACCGACGCACAUACGCCAUCCUUGAACUUUUCAUCGACGAGACCAUCAUCACUACGUUGCAAGACACUAUCACUAAAAAGCUCAUGGACUCAAGCAAGUGCCCCCAACUCUCUCAAGUCCUCAUGUCUGCGUCCCUGGUGCGAAGCUUCCUCCAGCCAUUCCUACCCGGGGAGCGAGUUCAGAUCAAGGUGUUCAACUCGUCAACAUUCUCUGACAUGCAUUGCGAGCGGGACUACCUCAACAACUUCAUCUACCCGGCGUUCCGAGAGGCCUGCUCGCGGCGCCGCAUCGAUUUCUCUUGGAUUGACUUCAGAUGGGGAGGGGUGACGGAAGACGAUUCCAAAGAAAACAAGACAAUUUUGUCCUGUCUCAAGAAGAUUGACGAGUGUACUCUACCACUACACAACGGGGUGCAAGUACCUCUUGUCGUCGGUCUCCUUGGAGAAAGAUGUGGAUGGAAUCCUCCUCCCAAGGGGAAAGAUCGCACAGUUGCAGGCAUGAUGAGGCAGAGGGGACGGAGGGAGGAGGAAGAUGAUGAGGAACGAGGCAGAAACAGGAGGAGGAUGCAGGAGGAAGAAACAGGAAGGCAAAGGCAAGUCCUACAAAUGGACGAUGGAUGGGAAGUACCAACAGAGACUUUCUUCUUUCUCCGGGACCCUGAGUUCACGUCGAGGAUAGAGUGGAAGGAGAACGUGCCGCAGUCGGCGUCAGAAGCGUUCUUCGACAACGUGAAGGAGGGAGAGUUCAACGUCAACCACUUGAAGGAAGACGUGAAGCAGAUCGCAGCAGGACGGUGCUACACGUACAGCCCAGAUCUCAUCGAUCCUCCCUAUGAGUUCAGAACCUUCUCCAUCGUCUCCAUGAUCGAUUCCUUGCGCAACAAGCUCAAGGAAUGCGCGGCGGAGGAGGUGGAGAGGCAAAAGGAGGAGAUUCUGAAGUGGUGGAGGCUGCUCGUGGAGCAAUACAGUCGGCCGAAUCGGGACAUCAUCAUGGAGGAGAGAACAGACGGCAACAUCAAUCAGGAACAGAUCUUGAGGAGGCUCGAGGAACUUGUGGAGGACGAGGAGCUAAAGAGGUUUGACGAGGAGGCCAAGGGAGACAAGAUGAAACACGCCAACGUCUCCGCCAGCGGCGUCCGGCUCGACCUCAAGAACCUCGGCUGGGCAGUCAUGAUCGGGCUGCAGGACAUGCUUGAAGCAUACUUCCCUCCCCCGCUCUCCUUCCCCUUCGACAACCACUUCAAGGAGCACAAGGAGCAGGAGGCGUUCCUGGAGGACAUGACCAUCGUCUUCGAGAUGCCAAAGGGAGGGUCCAGGGAGCGAGUCAUGCAGGGCGUCUCCGACUGGCUCUCCGGCGCCCUCUCCUCCUCCACCACGGCCGACGUUCUCUUCCUCAGAGGGGACGCGCACUCGGGGCGAACGUCCUUCCUCUGCAACUUCCUGCAGAAGAGGCUCAACAUUCUUGGCACCUCUAGUGCUCCCUCUGACUUCCUCUCCCCCUCCUCCCCCACCGGUGCCCGCAGCGUCAAUCUUGUAACCUUCUACUUCAAGAUGACCGACACCUCCUUCGAGCACGUCCUGCGCUACCUCGGCAUGGAGAUCCUUAUCCAGCUCCAAGGGAGGGAAGCGUUGAAGAGGAAGGAGGCGGCGCAGACGACGUUCAAGUGGUUCAAGACUGUCCUCAUCGACGUCCUCCGCAGCGGGUACACCCUCCUCCUCGUCGUCGACGGGCUCGGUUCAGCGCAGGUGGAGCUCCUCUGCCAGUUCUUCGAGCUGGCGUCUACCAGCAAGAGGGAGCAGGAGGAGGAGCAGGAGGGAGGUGGGAGAGGGCCCGAGGGCAAGCUCAUCCUCAUCGCUGCGAGCGAUGUAUCCAAGGCUCAAAUCCCUGAGAUCAGCCUGCCGCUGCUCGACAAUGGGGAGGAGAGUGACAAGGUGUGCCGAGCAUGGCUGCGGCAUUUCGGCAAGGAGAACGUGAGCCCGGCCCAAGUGAAGCUGAUCGUGAGCAAGGAGGACGGGAGGAGCCCUCUCUUCCUCGCCCUCUUCUGCGCACAGGCGUCUCAGCUGUCGCUGUACGAGAAGGUGGACGAGGACCUGAGGGCGAUGAGCGGGAAAGUGGACGACCUCUGGACUGACUGCAUCCUCCCGAACAUGGAGCAGCGCUUCGACCGCAAGGUGGUCAAGUUCGUCAUGCUGCAGAUCCUCUCGUCCUCGGGGGGCAUCUCCAUCAACGACCUCAAGUUCAUCUCCUCCUCCGACGAGCUCUUCUUCAAGGACUCCAUCGCCGAUGUCAACGUCGAGACCCGCAUCGAGCAGCUCGUCGACGUCCUGCAGAUGUUCCUGCGGCCCUCGAGCAGGCAGGGCAGGGAGGGCCUCCUCCUCAUCCGCUCCAAGCUCCUCGUCACCGGCGUGAUGCGCAUGUACGCGCCGGCGGCGCUGAAGCAUGACCAGGAGCUUGAGGAGAUCCAUCGGCUGAGGGACGAGAUGUCGAGGAUGCGAAUGAGCUUCCGUGCGAUCCCCGACGAGGACAGGGGGGUGCAGGAGGAGGAGGAGAACAAGGUUCCCAUCAAGCAGGUCAGCUGGACGUUCGACAAGGCCUACAGGAAGGAAGGGAUGCAGAUCCGAGGAGACGGGAGGACGGUGGAGCUGACGCAGCUCGAUGGGUCCGUCCUCAUCUCUCCCAGCGCGUCCAAGGAGGAGGUCUCCUUCCUCGAGAUCAACUGCGCCAAGGUCAAGUCGGACAUUCGCAUCGGCGUCUUCCUCUUCGACGGGGGCAACUUCCCGCAGUCGUCCAAGGAACUCUCUGAUACUGAGCACGGGUUCCUCUACAGCGUCAACAACAUGUCAAUCAGGAACAAGGAGCAGGACUGUGCCGACUGGAAGGGAGCGAGCGGAAAGGUGAAGGUGAAGGCAUACCCCGACACCGUCGGCGUCUUCCUGUAA
This is a messenger RNA of Guillardia theta CCMP2712, 8502 nucleotides long. RefSeq lists its product as hypothetical. Gene Ontology annotation, cellular component: telomerase holoenzyme complex. NCBI's taxonomy places the organism in Eukaryota, Cryptophyceae, Pyrenomonadales, Geminigeraceae. Bases 1 to 8502 code for a protein of 2833 amino acids. Gene Ontology annotation, biological process: telomere maintenance via recombination. The record is from RefSeq and is a predicted model, not a curated record. Gene Ontology annotation, molecular function: telomerase activity; telomerase RNA binding. The transcript is spliced from 30 exons.